This is a messenger RNA of Pygocentrus nattereri (red-bellied piranha), 2565 nucleotides long. Its product is annotated as major histocompatibility complex class I-related gene protein-like. Bases 61 to 1086 code for a protein of 341 amino acids. The transcript is spliced from 7 exons. The record is from RefSeq and is a predicted model, not a curated record. Gene Ontology annotation, cellular component: external side of plasma membrane. Gene Ontology annotation, biological process: immune response. NCBI's taxonomy places the organism in Eukaryota, Metazoa, Chordata, Actinopteri, Characiformes, Serrasalmidae.
UGUAAGGAGUUCCUGCUGCUUAGUUCUGGUUCCAGUCUGCAGUGAGAGACGACGCAUAACAUGAAAUUCUUCAUUUUCCUCACAUUUACAGCUCAUCUGGCUUUAGCAGCUACUCACUCUCUGGACUACUACUUUACUGGAGUCACACCAGGAAUCAAAACCCCAGAGUUCACUGCUGUUGGAUACGUGGAUGGACUUCAAGGCGGAUUUUAUGACAGCAACAUCAAGAAAGUGGUUCUAACAGCAGAUUGGCUAAAGGACGACGAUGAUGUAGAACACUGGACCUUGCAGUUACUGGAGGCACAGUCUUAUGAGGACUUAUACAGAUUUCAGUUGCCAGAUCUAAUGAAGCUCUUCAAUCAGACUGGAGGGAUUCAUACAUGGCAGAGAAAGUUUGGCUGUGAACCGCAUGAUGAUGGAACUAUUACAGGAUACAGCCAAUACGCUUAUGAUGGAGAAGACUUUAUCAGGCUGGAUCUGAACACUGUCUCUUGGAUUGCAGCUAACGAUAAAGCUGCUAUUAUAAAACAAGAGUGGGAUAAGACAGAUAAAGCUGCAGGCCAGAAGACCUUUCUGGAGACCGAUUGUAUUUUGUGGUUACAGAAGUAUGUGGAUUUUGGCAAAGCAACUCUGGAGGGGAAAGUCCGUCCUAAGGUUUUUCUGUACCAGAAGGACUCUUCUUCUCAAGUGGUGUGUCAUGCUACAGGUUUCUUCCCCAAAGCAGUGGUGAUCUCCUGGCAGAAGAAUGGAGAGGAUCUGCAUGAGGACGUGGAUCUCAGAGAGACGCUACCCAACCUGGAUGACACCUUCCAGAAAAAGAGCAUUUUGACUGUCUCACCUGAGGAGCUGGACAAACACAACUACACCUGCAUCGUUCAGCACAUCAGCCUGGAGAAGGAGAUGGUGCUACAGGUGAAUAAUCACAGAGUUUCAGCUGGAGGCUUGAUUGGCAUCGUCAUCGCAGCAGCAGUAACCGUUCUUCUUGUUGUCAUCGUAAUUUUUGUGUGGAAGAAGAAGCAGCCUGUUUUGUCCACAUCACCAGUUUAUGAGCCUGCCCGCAGGUGUAUGGAGAUGUCCUGUUUGUGACAGAGUUGGCGAAGCAUGUCAUACAUGAUUGGGUGAAGAGAUCAGUCAAACACUGCUUACAUCUUUCUUCUUCCGCCCGAAGACUGCUGGGAUAGGCUCCAGCACCCCCCGUGACCCUGACGGAGAAGUGGCUUAGAAAAUGGAUGGACAUCUUUCUUCUUUAACUUUUAAUUUGGAAACUUUCUCUUUUUGGCUUUAUUUAUUUUUCUGCUUUACUGCUUUUGUUUUAUCCUGAUUUCUGGAUAAAAAAAGCUUUAUGAUACCCCCUGGGGAAGUGUCACGUGGCCCAUUUGGGGGAAAAAGACAGUAUGUACAGUUACUGAUCGUAGCCUGAUUGUAGCAAUGUUUAAUAAAAUUUUAUAAAUUUAAUAAAUAAAACACUAAUUCAUGCUACUUAUAGUAGCAAACCAAUGUUAUUGUAUAUUGACAUUAAUGUCAAUUCUAGCCUAAAUAUAAUGAACAUAUUUUUAUUUUAUAUGCUUUGCUCUAAAUUUGAAGCCUGCUUCUGUAUCUGCUGACCUUCUAUUGUGAAAAAAAUUAUACUUAAAUGCUCAUUUUGGCAGCACUAAUAUGUACUCAGGGGUGCUGGUAGCAAUGUUGGGCCCCCUGAAAAUUUCAUGCAUUGUCCUCUUGACUUAGCUCAUGUGCGAAAGAAGAUCCUGUUACAAUUUUAAAAUCUGGCAAUUUUUCACUACAACUCUAUUCUGAUAAUAGUUCCAGUUUUAGUUUAGCUCAUACCUUCACCAAGCUGUCAUCUCUAGUGUGCCGCAAACAGUGUAUCUGAAUAUAAACAACAUGAGUGCAUAUCAAUAUCCUGAAUUCAACUCACCAAAAUCAUCGUGCUUCUUCUCAAACACUGUAUUUUCUGUUGAAACAAAACUCUAUAAUGAGCUAUUUUUGCCUUGUGUAGGACAGAAACGAUAUUCACACCCACUGAUUUCCCCACAAACAUACUUGUUAAUCUUCAACUGUGUCCUAAUGAAGACAUGCUGAUUUUAAUCUCUACUUUAGCAGUGUAUAAAAACAGAGGGGAAGGCUAGAGUAUCCUUUGCAUACACAGUGGACACUGGACAAGUUUCUACUUCACUUUCAGAUUAAACCUUUACAUUUUGGUGCUUGAGAGAGCAUCUUAACACACAAACAGAGGGUAUGCUGCAUGACUGAUUUACAACAGAAAAACCCCAAAACACUGUUCAUUUGGAAAUACAUGCUUGUGCCCAGACAGACAUCUGAACUACUACAUCAUUUAAGGUGGAAUGUACCACUUGAGGAGGGCUCAGCACUAAAGUUGCUGCUGAUGCACACCUAAAAGUGACAUUUACACAGUGACUGGCCCAAAACACUGUUGGCCCAAGAGGAAUUUUCCCAAAUCUCUGACUACAGCAUUGCUUAUUAUUACACUGCCCAGUCGUACUGUACAAAAUACUAGUUUUAUUUUUUUACUUUUUAAAGAGAAAAUAUUUAAAUGUUAAUAUUAAU